Molecule: messenger RNA, 3058 nt
Organism: Puntigrus tetrazona (Sumatra barb)
Lineage: Eukaryota; Metazoa; Chordata; Actinopteri; Cypriniformes; Cyprinidae
Product: protein rolling stone
Exons: 4
Coding region: 1041-1904 (287 amino acids)
Cellular component (GO): membrane
Source: RefSeq, a predicted model, not a curated record
GCCAUUUUGGAAGGGGAUAAAGAUAAGCAAGUAGCCUUUUUGGUGAAUUCUGAUAUUUUGUGCUAUUAGUUGGCUUGUUUCGUUCCAAAACGUUUUAUUCUGUUUGAUAAUCUGUUGUAAACAGCCAGUCCUUCGGUUUCCAAUGAAAACACUACCAUCCUUUCAAAAACGAUAUGCAAAUAAUCACAAUUUCACUGAAAUUACAAUUUAUUUGUUAUCUUGACCGGAUCAUAUUUUGAAAGGCUGGUGUGAAAACUGAUUUUAUUUUGAAUUACACGUGUAUAGAAACGAAAGAUUACAGGAUACUUUGAUUUAGAACACUUGACCGCCAUCGUCUUCAGUUGAACGAAACAAUAAAUGUAGGAUAUGUAACAUUAAAGCCAUUUUGUGUGAAAUGCAGGAAACCCUGUUGUAUAUCUGCAGCUGAAUAAGAGCAAAGUGAAUUUGGCUAACGUUAAUGCCAUCUUAUGUCAAAUAUAGAAGGGUAAAAGAUUGCAGUGACCUCCUCUAAUGCUUUCAAUCCACUUAAAACAUGUUCAAAUGAGACCAAAACUCUAGCAAAAUAAAUAUAUUUAGAUAUAAGUUGUGAGCAGCUGUGAAAUAAGUGGCAUACUAUAUAGUAUGAAUGUAAGCAUGUAUUAAUGGAGAAAGCAAUAACUAAUUAAUGCAAAUUAAUUGUAAGUUUCACCAUUUGAUACCAUACCUGUACCGUGGUGCUUCACUUUGCAGCACUUUUAGUACAUGAUUUUUAACAUUUAUCCACAUCUCAGAGAUUUGAUGUUGUUGGUAUGCAUGAGAGAUUCACAUGUUCACCAUUACGGUUUGCAGCUCCAGUUAUUUCAUUAGAUGUUUCCCAGACAAUCAGCGCAGUGUCUGUCCUGCUGCUACGGACACGUGAACAUGAGCUCACGGUCACAUCUGAUAGAUUAGACUACCAAGGUGUAAGAGAGCUUUCCAUGCAUACAUUUCUCUGGUGACUGCAGCAUCUUCACAGCAGUGGAUGCAUUCCUGCAAAGGAGGAGCGGUUAUUGGUGACAGACAUGGGUGCCAGUUGGACACAGAGCUGGAAGGAGGAGUUCAAAGUUCACAAACUCCACCUUCUCACCUCUAAACCAGAGCUUCUGCUUCAGCCACGGUGGAAUAUUCCUCCGUUGUUGUGGCUUCUGUACAGAUGUUUUAUGCUGGUCUACACUUUCAGCUGGUUUAUCUACACAGCUCUUCUCUUCAACACACCUAAAUUCCUAAUUUUUCUCAGCCAUAUCUCAUACUGCCUCAUGGUUAUCUACUAUCUGGUUUCUCUUUGUAAUCUGGCCUGGGCUUUCUUGGAAAUCAGAUGCGGCUCUUACAGAAUUAAAAGAGGUGUCAGUGGUGAAUGUGAGAGCCUCCUUUCUCUCCCCGUCUCUCUCCCCGCUGCUCUCUGUCUUCAGUGGUUCCUGCAUUCUGUGAUGGGCUGUUGUUCACUGACCGUCUCCUUUCUGUACUGGACCAUAAUUCACCCCUCUGACCAGCACUCCUUCACCGCCUUCAACAUCAACAUCCACGUUAUCAACAGCAUCCAGACCACCGUGGAUCUGUUGUUGUCCUCCACACCCGUUCAUCUCACCCACUUCUUCUACCCAGUGCUGGCCGGAGCCCUUUAUGUCGUAUUUGCUGUUGGUUAUUGGCUAACGGGUGGCACAAACAUGUUCGGUCAACCCUACAUCUACAGCAUUCUUGAUUUCAGUGGGCACCCCCUAGCGGCAACACUUUGCAUUCUGGGAGUUUGUCUGCUUUGUUUGCCAUCCUGCCACUUUGUGCUGUGGAACCUGCUCUUACUGAGGGAGUGGAUGGUGAGCAGGGAGGAGUCGAGGAGAGUUGCUUUAAAGAGUGAGGUUUGGUGGUGGGUGAAGGUGUCGGAGGAAUGACCUUUGACCUUGUGCCUUCAAUGGAUCCAGCAGGAGCAGCAGCAGGAGGACAGCCAUGAUGGAGGUCAAUCACUCACUCUUGUUUGAAGGACUUCCUGGUCUGUCUGAAGAGGCUUCUGGUGCUAGUAAUAUUUUACAAAUUUCUUACAAAGCUUAAUCAUAAUUUUCUAAAUGUUGUUGGUUUGAAAUACCCUAAAACAGUUUUAAGGAAACUGCUAAGGCACUUUUUUACCUUUUAAAUACUAAUAUGUAGACUUAAGGUUAAAAUAUCUGUAUUUUAUACUGAUGUUGUUUUCAGAAUAUGGCAGCAACAUUUUCAGGUAUUGAACUUUACGUACAUUUAUGUAAAACCAACAUAUUUCAUGAACUGUUACAGUAUUAAUAUACAAAACUACUGCCGUACUACAAUCUUUUUUGGCAUUUUGUACUUUUAUAAUACACUGACAUCCUUCAUAACUAGCUUUUCCCCAAGCUGAGGUGAAUAUUAAGAUAAUAUAGACAGUGCACACAGAUACAAAGCACACUAAACAGUAAAAUGAUGCAACAGACAUUCAAAACAACAAAAGCUGAAACUUAAAACACUAAUGUACAUGUAGAAAAGAGAAAAAAAACUGUUAAUUCAAUAAAUGAUGUUGAAUUUUGGGAACAUCAGUUUAUGUUAUAUAUAACUCAUGCAAUUUUAUUUUACAAUUACAUCUAUCUAAAACUAUCACUUUAGAAUUACAACUUCUUUUUACUUUAUAAAAGGGAAUUUAAAUUAAAUAAAAAAUGUUAUACUAGAAUUUCACAGACUUUCUUUCUUUUUAUGGCAAUGGCUUGUUUGUGUUAUUGUAUAAACUAGGACAUGUACAUUGCACACAGUUUAUGUAUAUUUGUUUAGUCUAAAAAAUACGUAGGCUAGUUUUUAAUAAUUGCACAACAAUCUAAUGUAGCAACCUAGGAUUGGUAGAGGGUAUAUCUGGAGAUAUUUUCUCAGGCCUAGAUCAGAAAAGAUCAGUGAUGACACUGGAAAAUAUGUCAAUGAACGGUUUCAUUCAUUAAAUGAGUUAAAAGAGUAGCCCUUAAGUUGAUGCAGUAAAAAUUUCAAGCACUAGAGGUCUGCAGUGCACUGUAAAAUAAAAUUGCAGAUAAAAAUAAAAUUCCACAUUGUUUCA